AUGACAGUCGUAGCCGUUGUUGAUAUUAGCAGUUCUCAUAUUGAAGUUGGGUUUGCUGGUCAUUCUAGAAGCGUAGCUAAGAUCCAGAGAGAUAUAGAAUGGCUAGACGAUGAUAUGCUGACCUACAAGACAUGCAGAACUUGGUUUCAUGACGUAUUACUUUGUGACUCUAAAGAUGCAAAGGUUGUUAUAUCUGAACCUUUGUGGCUUUCGAUGAAGCGAAAGUUACGUAUAAGCAAGGUUUUGUUUAACCGUUUAAGAGUAAACUCUAUAACCUUCCUACCUAAUUGUCUUGGUGUAUUUAUCGGAGCUGGGAUUAAAAAUGGAUUGUAUAUAGAAGUUGAUGCUCAGCACACAGAAUUGAUGCCGGUUUUUGAAGGGAGGUUGCUGGAUUUAUUCUCCCAAUCUAGUAAAGUUGGAUACGAUGAUAUGUCUAGUUUACAAAAGGAUUUAUCGAAUGUUACACUUGAAGACACCGAUGCAUUAUCACUACCGAUGCUUGUCAGUACACUACGAAAAAAACUUCCAAUUGACCUUAGAAAUGCAGUGCUUAAACAAUUAGUUGUGGUCAGUCGAAAUAAUGUCGUUUUGUCUUAUUUGAAAGAGCAGAAUAAAGAUGCGUCUGUUGUGGAAAGUUUGGGUUCCUGGAUCGGAACGUCGAUAUACACCUGGUGCAAUUUGAUGAAAGGUCUUCCGGAUGAUUUAGAGGUGAAACGGAUAGAUUUUGAGCAACAUGGUAAAAUUCCCGACUGGAGCUUGCACAAAUUUGAAAUGUGA
Molecule: messenger RNA, 777 nt
Organism: Kluyveromyces marxianus DMKU3-1042
Lineage: Eukaryota; Fungi; Ascomycota; Saccharomycetes; Saccharomycetales; Saccharomycetaceae
Gene: ARP10
Product: Arp10p
Exons: 1
Coding region: 1-777 (258 amino acids)
Source: RefSeq, a predicted model, not a curated record